AUGGCCGUUGCGCAAAGGUUCCGCGUCAGUAUGUCCUGCGAGGCCGGCACGCCGCACCGGACGCCGGCCGCGGCGCUUCUCCUCCUGGGCUUCCUGCUGGGGCUCGUGUCAGCGUUACCGCUCCCGGGCAGGACGAACGGCACCUCGCUGGAGACGCGCUGGGAGACUCUGUUCUCCCGCUCGGUGCUGGGGAUCUCCGGGGAGAAGCCCGAUCAGAACUGGGAGACCGACUACCUGCUGGGCAUCAAGCGAGUGCGGAGGCUCUACUGCAACGUGGGCAUUGGGUUCCACCUGCAGGUGCUCCCCAGCGGCAGGAUUAACGGUGCACACAAUGAAAACCAGUACACUCUGAUAGAGAUCUCCACGGUGGAGCGCGGGGUGGUGAGCCUCUGCGGGGUGAGGAGCGAGCUGUUUGUCGCAAUGAACAGCCGGGGGAGGUUAUACGGAACGACAGUCUUCCACGACGAGUGCAAGUUCAAGGAGAGCCUGCUCGCCAACAACUACAACGCCUACGAGUCCCUGGUCUACAGAGGCUCCUUCAUAGCACUGAGCAAGCACGGCCGCGUGAAGAGGGGCAACAAGGCCACCACGGCCAUGACUGUGACGCACUUCCUGCCCCGAAUAUGA
Pleuronectes platessa (European plaice) is the source of this 627-nucleotide messenger RNA. Its product is annotated as fibroblast growth factor 6-like. Lineage: Eukaryota; Metazoa; Chordata; Actinopteri; Pleuronectiformes; Pleuronectidae. Bases 1 to 627 code for a protein of 208 amino acids. The record is from RefSeq and is a predicted model, not a curated record. Gene Ontology annotation, molecular function: fibroblast growth factor receptor binding; growth factor activity. Gene Ontology annotation, cellular component: cytoplasm. The transcript has 3 exons. Gene Ontology annotation, biological process: fibroblast growth factor receptor signaling pathway; positive regulation of protein phosphorylation; cell differentiation.